UGAUCAUCAGCGCGUCAUAUAAUGUUUCAGCCGACGCCCCUCCCCCUGUCUCGUUUUCUCCCCUCACUCAACCUCUCCUUUGACUCGCAGAGGCUGCUCAGCACCGGCGCACGGCUCGCGGAGGACACGGCGAAGAAGAUGGCUGACUCGGCCGGGCACUGCCAGCUCCCGGCGGCAUCCCCGGCGUCACUCGAGCCGCUGAAGAGCCGCAGGACCUCCGCAGUGUGGAGGCUGUAAACAGCUGCUGCUCCCCCCCCCCUCUCUCUCCCUCUCUCUCUCUCACACACACACACGCGCGUGUCCACCCUCCUCCUCCUCUUCUCCCCUUCCUCACCGCAAAUAUUGACAGAAGUAUCAUAGAGAAAACAUGGCAGAGAUGGAAAAAGAGGGCAGACCUCCGGAAAAUAAAAGAAGCCGCAAGCCAGCGCACCCGGUGAAAAGGGAAAUAAAUGAAGAGAUGAAGAGUUUUGCAGAGAACACCAUGAACGAGUUGCUGGGUUGGUACGGCUAUGACAAGGUGGAGCUGAGGGACGCUGACAACUUGGAGAUUGGAGAGAUGCCGCAGCACAUCUCAGUGCUAAAAGAAAACUCCUUGCCAAAAAUCCCAGGUUCAACAGAGAGCAGUGAGGGCUCUCCCGAUAGAGCCAACAGCUCCCUGUCCCUGCCAAACUCAAGAAAUGGAGUCACUGAGCCAUCCAGCACUCCAUCCACCUCCACGCCAAGCAGCAGGGAGCAUGGCAACAUGCCAGUCAUGGUCCCCAUGAUCCCUCCACCGCUUAUCAAGCCACCUGCAGAAGAAGAUACAUUAAAUGUGCAGAUAAUGUGCGCUUGGUGCCAGAAGGUUGGCGUAAAACGCUAUUCUCUGAGCAUGGGGAGUGAGCUGAAGAGCUUCUGCAGCGAGAAGUGCUUUGCUGCCUGCCGCAGGGCCUACUUCAAGAGAAACAAGCUGGGAUAUAUAAGGAAUUAUACAACGAGAGACGACGGCAGCCUUGGAGGGAAAUUACCCCGGCACGUCUUAACUCGGGACGCCCCCCGGCUUGUCUUCAAGACAAACAGCGAUGUUCUUGUAUGUGACUGGUGCAAACAUAUUCGCCACACUAAGGAGUACUUGGACUUUGGUGCUGGUGAGCGCAGGCUGCAGUUUUGCAGUGCCAAAUGCCUGAACCAGUAUAAAAUGGACAUUUUCUACAAGGAAACCCAAGCUGCCCUGCCUGGAGCCCUUUGUAACCCUGUACAUGGAGCUGGAGGGGAGGGUAAACCAGAUUGCGGUGGAGGGGUACAACUGCUGACUCCUGAAUCCUGGGGAACUCCACUAACAGAUCUUCGGCGUAAAGCUCCUUCACCAGCGGGCCAUUCCGGCGCCUCUGCCUUGGUCUCUUCAACUUCUUCUGCUACAUCACCAUCGGAAACAGUCGCAGUCAUUUCCCCUUCCUCAUCUACUUCAGCCAAAAUCCCCACACCUAGACCUCACGAAAGCCCAACACUUCCCCCACCAUCUGUUCCUUUACACCCACCAGUGGGAGUUCCCUCAGGUAGUCCUCCCAUGGUGAUGACACCCAGAGGACCCAUGCCCCUGCCUCUGUUCAUGGAACACCAAAUGAUGCAGCAGAUCCGACCGCCGUUUCUUCGCCCCUCUGGCCAUCCUGCAGGGCCUAACAGCCCACUCUCAAACCCCAUCAUCCCUGGGAUUGGUCCACCACCUCCCCCAAGAAAUCUUGGUCCAGCAUCAAGUCCCAUGCACAGGCCCCUCUUGUCUUCCCAUGUACACCAUUCAUCCAAUCCUAAUCCAGGUAUGAUGCCACCUCACCCUGGCCUACCCAUUCCAGGACUCCCGCCUUUUCCUCCUGUCAAUAUGAUGCCCAACGGACCCAUUCCUUUUCCCCCAAUGAUGAACUUUGGCAUGCCAUCGUUAGCCCCAUUGGUACCCCCGCCAACUCUCUUGGUCCCUUACCCUGUCAUUGUACCUCUCCCAGUUCCAAUACCUAUCCCAAUUCCAAUCCCUUUUAACUCAAAAACAUCCAGGGACAAACCAGAGAGCAGCAGUUCUUUACACAGUGCUCCAGAUUCUUCAGAAGCUUCAUCCUCUCGGCCUCAUUCUCCAAGUUCUUCUGGAAGUGACAAAGGAGACCACAGGACAGAGUCAGCUGGUGGAGAACAGGUUUCUCCUGUACCUGGUGAGAGAAGCAGAACGGCAUUCAUGGAUUUGGCCCUGAAGGCAGAAGAUAAUCCAGGCAGUCUCUGUGUUUCCAGUGGCCCCAAACUGAUUGAUGGUGUAAUUGAUCUAACUGUUGGCCAAAAACCAGGCCAAAAGCAGCUUAUUCACACCCUUCUAGCUGGAGUCCAGGUCAAAGUGGAGGAAUCUAGAUCCCCACCGGCUGAUGAGUUUGGGAGGGAAUUCAUAGACAAUAGUGUGGAGGACUCUCUUUUACCACAGGGCAGUUUUACAGAACUGGAAGCAGGCGUACACCAUAAUUCAUUGGACCCUGCAGCUCUGCUUUCCAGCAAAACUGAUCUUCAAGACAGUCAAUUAAAUUCUAAUUUUAAAGUUGCACCCUUACAUACUCCAGUAAGGACCCAGUCCUUAGCCCUUCCCCAGUUUCAAGCUAACCCUGCUACCCCUUGUAAUGUAAUUGUCAAUGGCACUGGAUGGCAUUCCCUUCUAAAUGCAGACCGGAAAGGAGAAAGCGAGGGUAAGGACCUGCAAAAUAAUAGUGAUCUAGAACACGAGGCACUGAAAGAAAACAAUUGUUCAGUGGUUGAGGCAGGGAAACGCAUAUCAGCACAAGAUGAGAAAUUGGACACAAAAGUGGACAGUAAGCCAGACCCCGACUCCAGCACGGAGGAGGGUGAACACGCCUACGCCCUGCCACUGCUCUCAGCCGGAGGUUGUGUCGUCAUCCAGCCUGUGCCAAAGCCUGCCGCGGAUAAGACGGCCAUCCUGUCCUGCUCCAUAAGUGCACCACUGUCAGCAGGUGGGAGCCCUGAGCUUGAGCCACCACUGAAGAGGAGGUGUUUGCGAAUCCGCAAUCAAAACAAAUGAGAUGGAUGCUCUGAUAACCGCAGUGCGACUCACCCGUCUCCCCCAACCUCUAAAUCCCAUCCCUCCGAGCUGCACCACCCCUUAUAUUGUCACACAAACACGUAGGUUGUCGUCACCUCACCAUCUACCAGCACUACAAACCGCCUUUCAAGCCUGAUGCGGAAUCCCGGAAAACUAAACAAUGUGUAUCAUAGCAGAGCAGAGCAGACAGGGCUCCUCCUGCCUGUGGUUCAGCUCCUUUGGGGGCCAAGUUUUAUACCUAAGGGACAUUUUGGCCAGCAGGACCACUUGGACUUUAAACCAAGACAGUAAAUUCUUCCAACAGGAGGAUUAACAGGCUGUCACCCCCCCGCUGCUUCUCUUGUUAUUUAAAGAUUCAUUCUGCUUUCUGUCUGUGCUCAGCACAUGCACUCUAUAUAUUUUUGUUUUGGUUUUUUUACUAAGGAGCAUUCUGUGAUUAAGUUAAAGUGGAACCAGGGGAAAGCUUAAAAACAUGAUAAAAAUACAACCGAGGUACUAAAAAAAUGGUGUAUUUAGUUUGAUCCUUUCUAAAUCUGCACCAUGGCAUACAGACGAAUGUAUCACUCAGUUAAUGCAGUAAUAACUGAGCAGCUUAACUUGAAGGCUUGAAAUUGCCCCUCAAUAAAUAUAUUUAUUUAGCUGUUUGUUUAUACAAAAAGAUCAAUAUGAUGAGAUGAGUAUGAUACAAGUCAUUAGGAAUCAAAUCAGGAAAUACGUGCUAGCUAUUGUAGUUGUUUAUCAAACCCCACAUCUUGUUAAAUAGCUAUUAAUUCAGGUAAUAAUGGUCUAAUUGUCAGUUUGAAAUAAGAAAAAAAAAAGUCCAAGAAGAAAGCGCUAAAAAAUGGGACAUUGGUUUUUUAUCUUCUUUGGUUCCUGUCGUCUUUAAAACUAUUAUUAGCUGAUUAUUUGUUCCUAUUACACAAUGGCCAACUAUCCUUUAAUAAUCAUUACCUUGAUAUUCAGGACUUGGCUUCAUUUCUGGAAAAUACAUCAGUAGCUAAACACUAAUUGUUCCAUUUUCUCAUUUUUAUCUCUCCUGUUAGAAAAGGAUUACCGGUAUUACCUAACCUUUGCAAAUCGGU
This is a messenger RNA of Cyprinodon tularosa, 4143 nucleotides long. RefSeq names its product sine oculis binding protein homolog (Drosophila) a (gene sobpa). The coding region runs from base 368 to 3040 and encodes 890 amino acids. Gene Ontology annotation, cellular component: nucleus. Gene Ontology annotation, biological process: animal organ development. Lineage: Eukaryota; Metazoa; Chordata; Actinopteri; Cyprinodontiformes; Cyprinodontidae. The transcript has 8 exons. The record is from RefSeq and is a predicted model, not a curated record.